AUGACGACCCGAUCGGCGAGCAAUCCUCCGCAGCCCUUCUCCUCCCCCUCGGACCAUUCGAAAGGGAUCCACAUCGCGGACUGGACGAUCGAAACCGUCAAGAAGCCGAUCCUCUCCGCCACCGACGCCGACAAGUCAGUGCCUACCCCCUUGCAAAGUUCACCUCACCUUCCUUCCAUUCAAGUCGCCUACUAACCGACCUCAGCACCCCACACAGCGCCUCUUCCUCCCUGCACCUCCCCCUCCCCGAAAUCUGCUUCGGCAACAACCGCCUCACGCUCACCCACCAUCCUACGAACCUCAAAAUCGAAUGCAAUUGCCUCGAUGCGCUCAGAGCGGUCGCCAGCAGUACCCAAGUCAAAGUCGCUCAUGCGGCAGAAUGGUCCAAAGCGUGAGUCCAGCGUUAUCAAAUUCCCCCCUCCUGCUCCCAAAAGUCUGCGAGGCUAAGCCCCUUUUUCCAAACCUUCUUUCCCGAACAAGGCAAGAAUCCUCUUCCCACUCGGAGGUGACCGUUCAAAAACCCUACGACUGGACCUACACCUCCCUCCAUCCCGGAACGAUCAGUUCCACCACAUCCGCCCCACCCGAAUUCACACCAGCCCCAGAAGGACAUCCGGGGAUCCCUCUUCAUUUGUUAGCGCGACAGGAUAUCCCCAUCUUGUUCUUUGAUGAGGUACCUUUGUUCGAGGAUGAAUUGGGGGACAACGGUACCGCAGAAUUGGUAGUGAGGGUUGUGAGUACUUAUUUCAUUACUCGAAAUUUUACAAGCGGGCCUCAAAACAGAAACAAAAACAAAAACCCUGACGAUUCCUCGUAACAGCGCGUCAACUCGUUCUCCAUCUUCGUCCUUUCCCGCCUCUUCAUCCGCGUCGAUCACGUCCUCUUCCGAAUCUUUGACGUACGCACCUACGUACCCUUAACCACACCACCACCACCGCACUCCGAGUCCAUCCUUCCCCUCGAAAUCAUCCAAGAACUCAAAGGAAGGCAAGCAUCUUACACCACUCUUAAAUCUCGCUUGGAGAAAGAACGUGGCAAGGGGGAUUUAGCACUCUUGACGGAUGUGGGCUGGGUCGGGGCUAUGUUGGACAAGAUCGGGUUAGAGAAGGGCUUGGAAGGGUUGAGUGUUUCGGAGGGGGAAGGGGAGGGAAGCAAGGGUGGGAAAGAGGAGAAGGUUUUGCCGAGUUGGGAUGGGGAGGGUACGACUUUGCAGGUGCUUAGGAUUGGGUAG
This is a messenger RNA of Microbotryum saponariae, 1231 nucleotides long. The record is from the annotation of a GenBank genome assembly. Lineage: Eukaryota; Fungi; Basidiomycota; Microbotryomycetes; Microbotryales; Microbotryaceae.